Tachysurus fulvidraco (yellow catfish) is the source of this 1789-nucleotide messenger RNA. It is a transcript of the gene necap2, whose product is annotated as NECAP endocytosis associated 2. Bases 84 to 833 code for a protein of 249 amino acids. Lineage: Eukaryota; Metazoa; Chordata; Actinopteri; Siluriformes; Bagridae. The transcript has 9 exons. Gene Ontology annotation, cellular component: clathrin vesicle coat; membrane. Gene Ontology annotation, biological process: endocytosis. The record is from RefSeq and is a predicted model, not a curated record.
UCGGGUUAGACCGGAAGUGUCUCGCGCAGUUCGUCGCUGUUGUUGCCCAGGUGAGCUGACAGAAACUUUGGGAAAAGUGCAGGAUGGCGGACGACACGUACGAAUCGAUUCUUUGCGUGAAACCCGAGGUUCACGUGUACAGGAUUCCUCCACGGUCUUCUAAUCGGGGUUAUCGUGCUGCUGACUGGAAGCUGGACGAACCGUCAUGGAGCGGCCGCAUGAAGAUCACCGCAAAGGCCAAAACUGUAUUUAUCAAACUGGAGGACAAGAUCACAGGUGAGCUGUUUGCACAGGCUUCAGUAGAUCAGUAUCCUGAUGCAUCUGUAGAAGCUGUAACAGAUUCCAGUCGCUAUUUUGUGAUCAAGAUUGAGGAUGGAAAAGGACGACACGCGUUCAUUGGGCUCGGCUUUGCGGACCGCGGGGACUCGUUUGACUUUAAUGUGGCUCUACAGGAUCAUUUUAAGUGGGUGAAACAGGAAGGUGAACUGGCCAAACAGGAAGCCAAUCAGAGCGCAGCUCCUAAACUGGACCUCGGCUUUAAAGAGGGUCAGACCAUCAAGAUCAGCCUCGGGAACAUAAAGAAGAAGGACACAGCUGGAGUUAAAUCACGUCCUGCUGCUGUUGGAGGUCUGCUCCCACCUCCUCCUGCUGGGAAAAGUGGUGGACUCUUCUCUUCUCCUCCUGAAUCUGCCCAUCAGGCCACUACACCCACUCAACAGAGCACAGGGUUGUUGCAGGAUUUUGGAGCUCCGGCUCCACAACCUCAGGCCUCUCAGGACCUGUGGGGGGAUUUUACUGCUGCAGGAUCAGGAAAUAUCAGUUCUGAGACAUGACUCAGGAAAAUGUGAAACCAGGAUGGGUGCAGUUUUGAUCAUUUGAACGGACACACACACACUUCGAGUGCGCACAUGUUUGUAUGUUUUGAGCUCACUGAGAACAGAGUGAGGAUCCACAUUCCACUUUUUUGUUUAGGAAAGUAUUCUUGAAGUGUGUUGGGUUUUUUGUUUUCUUGUUUGUUUGUUUGUUUCUCAUGCAGUGGUAUCUGCUUUUAUUUGGCGCUUUCUUCUUUCCCCUUGAUUAAUGAUCUUUAUUAUUUACUUUGACGCUUUUACUCAGAGAUUUGUUAUGAUUGAGGUGAUGUGAAAUCAGAGCAGCUGAGAAUUCUGAAAAUCCUUGACCUCAUGACCUUCAGGUCACAGGAAUAGCAAGUUGUCCUUUAUAUCUCUGUCCGUUCUCCCGUCUGUUUGGUUUGAUGUAUGCUAGCUCACUGAUCUGAAUUCUUUUAUUUUUGGAGCCAUGAAGGAACCAAGACUUUUUUUUUAAACAGUUUGUAUGACCAAUGAAAUGUUUUAUACCACACGGAGCCAGGCAGGACAUGGUUUAGCAUUUCUAAACAUGGAGGCUACAGAUUUAUUUCAUGCUAUUAGCCUCCUAGUGUAAAACUCAAGAAGGACACCUCAGAGUUCAGACCCUGAACAUGUCCUGUAGCAGAUUUCUGGCAGAACAGAAAGGAAGCUCAAAAUGCUUUGUUUUUUUUAAAUACUAAAAACCUACAUCUCUGACUGCAUUCAAUCAGAAGUCAAUGAUGCUGUCAGUGCAUGUUUCAUAAUUUCCUCUAAACACACAAAAACACACGAUUAAUGAUACUGUUCUGGAAUGACUUUCUUAACUGUGAUAGCAUUUAAACAUUUAAUCUUUUCCCAAGUGCCUUUAAUGAUAGAAACACGUGUAUAAAAUGUAAAGCAUCACUUUCAUUUGUAAAUAAAAUCUUUUUUCCCCUUCUCUGUCA